CAAAAUUCCAUCUUUACCUUUGGCCACAAACAAAUGCCCCCAAAAUUACUAGUUUUAUAUUCCGGAGUAGUAGCAGCAGUAGCAAUCACGAUGUUCCUCAUCAAGACCACCACCACCACCAGCACUAACGCCAUUUCCACCAAAGCCUCCCCUCCUUUCCUCCUCCUCCGGUCCCUCUCAAAACCCUCUUUCUCCUUCCCGAAACCCUCCUUUAAAUUCCCCUGUACCACCACCGCCUCCGACAGCAACCGUCCCAAUUCUCUCUUUUCAUCCCCGAGAAUGAGUUGGCUCAACAAGCUGGGUUUCGGGACGCGUACCCCGACCGAAUCCUCCAUGGACUCCUCGACUGCCCAAGGCCCAGAUGAUGAUAUCCCCGCUCCCGGUCAGCAGUUCGCUCAAUUCGGAGCAGGUUGCUUCUGGGGUGUGGAGUUAGCGUUCCAGAGAGUGCCAGGUGUCACAAAAACAGAGGUCGGGUAUUCACAGGGAUAUCUUCACAAUCCCAGCUACGAGGACGUCUGCUCGGGGACUACUAAUCAUUCCGAAGUGGUGAGAGUGCAGUAUGAUCCCAAAGAGUGCAGCUUUGAUACUUUGCUCGAUGUUUUCUGGGCUCGCCAUGACCCCACCACUCUCAAUCGCCAGGGGAAUGAUGUUGGAACUCAAUACAGAUCGGGAAUUUACUUUUAUACACCUGAACAAGAGAAGGCUACACUUGAAUCCCGAGACCAACAUCAGAAGCUUUUGAACAGGAAGAUUGUUACUGAAAUUUUGCCUGCCAAGAAAUUUUACAGAGCUGAGGAGUAUCACCAACAAUACCUUGAAAAAGGGGGUAGAUUUGGUUUUGGGCAGUCUGCUGCUAAGGGUUGCAAUGAUGCCAUAAGAUGCUAUGGCUGAAAUGUUCAACCAUGCCGAGAGGAUACAUAAAUUACUACUUUUUAAAAGAAAAAAAGUCUACAUUAUGGUAUGUUUGUUAAUAGGUAGGUUGUGUUUCAGUUUGGUAAUUGAUCUUUGAUCUUGGCACUAUCAAUAUCUUGUUCGAGGAAUUUUUUUUUUUUUAAUGUAUGUAGCUUCUGGGUAUGGAUUUUUUCCCGUGAUAGUAACGUGAAAACAAGUAUUUAUAAAUUUGGUAAACAUACAUAUCUUGUUUCCCAAAAUA
Molecule: messenger RNA, 1153 nt
Organism: Coffea eugenioides
Lineage: Eukaryota; Viridiplantae; Streptophyta; Magnoliopsida; Gentianales; Rubiaceae
Product: peptide methionine sulfoxide reductase A1-like
Exons: 2
Coding region: 34-891 (285 amino acids)
Biological process (GO): cellular response to oxidative stress
Cellular component (GO): cytoplasm
Molecular function (GO): peptide-methionine (S)-S-oxide reductase activity
Source: RefSeq, a predicted model, not a curated record